CCAAACUCAAUCACAUCAACCAUGACAAAGUCCAACCUGUCCCACCACUAUCAUAUAAUUUAAUCUUUUUUUUUUUUUUACAAAAUUGGGUUAAAUAAACAAACCCAAAUCAAAUUCCAACCUUUUUCUUUUCUCAUCUUUUUCUGAAACUCCCAAGGGUGUAAUGAAAUUUUCCAUUGAAAGCCAGCUUACUUUUUUCUGUUCUUCUUCUUCUUCUUCUUCUCUUUCGCAUCUUAUUCUUCUCCUUCAGGAAUGAAAGAUCCUCGCGCUACUUAUCAAACCGCCGCCGCCACAGCUACUUCAAACAUGGAUGCUUUGACCACUACACUUUGUAAUUCCAUCGGAGCUUUAGGGCGUGGUUUUGAUGUUACUGCUGAUAUUCGUCUUCUUUACUGCAAAGGAACACCUGGGUCGAGGCUGGUUCAGCUCGAUGAUGCUCAUACCAGGGAUCUUGUUUUGUCUGAUGGAGUUGUGGUUCCCAAUGUGCCUGAUGAUGUUCAGUGUUCUUCAGAUACCAGGGCAACCGAAAACGUCCCUGUUUGUAGCUUCCACAAGAUGGCAGAGUACUUCAAUCAGAAAUCCGGUAUAUCAGGAAAUAUCCCACUUGGGAGCUUUAAUGCCAUGUUCAAUUUCAGUGGUUCUUGGCAACUUGACGCUGCAGCUACAAAAUCACUUGCUAUGAUUGGAUACUAUAUUCCACAUUUUAAGGUUGCACUGAAAAGCUCAAACUUAGUCUUACGUGAGGAUAUCAAGCGCGCCGUGCCUUACACAUGGGAUCCUGUGUCCUUGGCUAGUUUUAUUGAAAAUUUUGGGACGCAUAUCAUUACAUCAGCAACUAUUGGUGGAAGAGAUGUGGUAUAUAUCAGGCAGCACCAGUCAUCUCCCUUGUCAGAGUUUGAGAUUGAGCACUAUGUGAAAGAGGUUGGAGAACAGCGAUUUCUUGACUCAAAAAGUCAGUCAGCUGCUGCUCCCUUGAGCUACAAGGAUAAGGAUGUUACUGUAAUUUUUAGAAGAAGAGGUGGUGAUGAUCUUGUUCAGAGUCAUGCCCAGUGGGCAAAGACCGUAAAGUCAGCUCCAGAUGUGAUCAACAUGACCUUUACCCCUAUAGUUUCCAUGCUUGAAGGAGUGCCCGGUGUGAAGCAUUUAGCCCGUGCUAUUGACUUAUAUUUGGAAUACAAGCCCCCCAUUGAGGAUCUGCAGUAUUUUUUGGAUUUUCAAAUUGGUAGAGCAUGGGCUCCUGAACAAACUAACCUGCAAAGGAAAGAGCCCUUGUGUCCAUCACUUCAGUUCAGUUUGAUGGGUCCAAAGCUUUAUAUUAGCCCUGAUCAGAUUACAGUUGGCCGUAAACCUGUAACUGGUCUUAGGCUCAACCUUGAAGGCUGUAAACAGAACCGACUCGCUAUCCAUCUCCAACAUCUGGUGUCUCUGCCAAAAAUUCUCCAACCUCAUUGGGACUCGCAUGUUGCCAUAGGUGCCCCAAAAUGGCAUGGCCCUGAGGAGCAGGACAGCAGGUGGUUUGAACCCAUCAAGUGGAAGAACUUCUCACAUGUAAGCACCGCGCCCAUAGAGUACACAGAAGCCAACAUUGGAGACUUGUCUGGUGUUCACAUCGUGACUGGAGCGCAGCUCGGUGUUUGGGACUUCGGUGCCAAAAACGUACUAUAUUUAAAACUUCUAUUCUCAAAGGUACCUGGCUGCACAAUUCGAAGAUCAGUCUGGGACCACAGCCCCUCCACUCCUGCUACUCCAUUGAGAUCUGAUGGUGCCUCAUCAUCUUCCAGAACAAGAACUUCUGAAGAUAAAAAGGAAGACAGUUCAACCAAUGCUGGAAAACUUGCAAAAAUAGUAGACUUGACAGAAAUGUCCAAGGGACCCCAGGAUAUUCCAGGUCAUUGGUUGGUUACGGGGGCAAAGCUCGGUGUCGACAAGGGAAAAAUAGUAUUGCGCAUCAAAUACUCGUUGCUGAACUACUGAUCCGUCCUUGGUCGGGUUUCCCUUUACAAACUAUAAACAGAAAGUGGAGCAUUUUUUGCACAGAAUUCAUGUGUUCUUUUUUCUUCUCGUCCUACAUUUGUACAUCUUAUUAGUUUAGUUUGUAGCCAUUUUUUUCUUAUGUUGAUUGUCACAAUCAUUUAAUUAUAUUUAUAGUCAUGUUCUUGUUGUAUUCAUCAAAA
Messenger RNA from Cucumis melo (muskmelon), 2174 nucleotides. RefSeq names its product MACPF domain-containing protein CAD1. Lineage: Eukaryota; Viridiplantae; Streptophyta; Magnoliopsida; Cucurbitales; Cucurbitaceae. Gene Ontology annotation, cellular component: plasma membrane. Gene Ontology annotation, biological process: plant-type hypersensitive response; regulation of salicylic acid mediated signaling pathway. The record is from RefSeq and is a predicted model, not a curated record. The transcript has 6 exons. The coding region runs from base 253 to 1974 and encodes 573 amino acids.